AUGUCUCGAAAUAACGGCGCACCUCUCUUGUCGUUACAUCUCCCCGCCCCGCCUCGGCUCGGUGUUGUCGACGACGACGACAUUGCGGCCGGUGACCAUCUGAAACACAAGCGGUGGUACCACUAUCUUCCUUUAUUCUUGGCCAUCGUAAUGAUCCUCGCCCCCCACCCUUCCCUGAUUAUCGUCUUCGUCAAAUACUACUACCUCGUCCAUGGCCUCGUGUUGCGACCGCUUUUACACGGACUCGCCCUCUAUACGCUCACGUUCAUGGCAUUCUCCUCGCUCAUCGUCGUACUCGCACGCGACCCGGGACCCGUGACUGACAAGUCCCAAGGCGAGAAUGCGGACGAGGGCGAGGCAGAGAGCUUCAUGGAGGCCCUGCUCGCACCGCCAGAAGACGGGGAGGUCCAUGAACCGGGCAAGUGGUGCAAGAAGUGCAAUGCGCCCAAACCUGAGCGCGCACACCACUGUGGGACGUGCGGGCGUUGUGUCCUCAAGAUGGAUCAUCAUUGUAUGUGGCUCGGCCACAAAUGUAUAGGACACAGAACACACGCAUCAUUUGUUCACCUUCUCAUCUGCGUUACUAGCCUUGCAGUGUAUGUUGCUGCUCUGUGUGGGUCCGUCACCUGGUGGGCAUUCACUCACCCCCUCAAUAUUGAUGAAACGACACCAGUGCACGCCAUGUUCGUGGCUUUCUACGCGAUCGUGAUCUGCAUGGUCAUCGGCUCCUUCUGCAUGUACCACAUAUACCUCAUCUCGACGAACCAAACGACGCUCGAGUCCCUCUCCCCCUUCCUCCUCCUCCGCCACAUCUCCCCACUGCCCGACAACGCCGACUCGCGCAAGCUCUCGAACCCCCCGCUCGAGCACGAGCUCUCCUUCGAGCAGCGCGUCCUCGUCCGGGAGGCGCACAGGCACAUCCGCCUGUACGACGUCGGCCUCCGGAAGAACUGGGCUCAGGUGUUCGGGUGGAGCCGGCCGUGGGGGUGGGUGUACCGGCUGCUUUUGGGCGGUGGCUGUAUGGGCGACGGGAAGACGUUCCCUCGCAACCCGCGUGCGGACGAGAUGCUGAACCGCCUCGUGUCCGAGCUCGUCAGUGCUGAUAAGGACCGGUGA
Dichomitus squalens LYAD-421 SS1 is the source of this 1116-nucleotide messenger RNA. RefSeq names its product zf-DHHC-domain-containing protein. Gene Ontology annotation, molecular function: protein-cysteine S-palmitoyltransferase activity. The record is from RefSeq and is a predicted model, not a curated record. The coding region runs from base 1 to 1116 and encodes 371 amino acids. NCBI's taxonomy places the organism in Eukaryota, Fungi, Basidiomycota, Agaricomycetes, Polyporales, Polyporaceae. Gene Ontology annotation, cellular component: endoplasmic reticulum; Golgi apparatus. The transcript is spliced from 7 exons. Gene Ontology annotation, biological process: protein targeting to membrane; peptidyl-L-cysteine S-palmitoylation.